AUGUCCUCGGCGCCGUCGGUGCUGUAUCCGCUGACGCUGCCUGCGCUGCUGGACUACAUCCUCACCACGCAGUCUGGCACUGCACCCACGACUCUGAUCAUCUGCUCGAGUCGCGACACUUUCCUACACGACCUUGUGCAUUUACUACAGCAAGGUGAUGACGAAGAUCAGAGCCAGGUUCAGCAAGGGAGUCUGCAGCAAUUGGUCACGCCUACGCUCCAUAAUCUGUUGACAGCUCGGCAUGUCAAGCUUGCCUUCUGUGGGUCUGUGCAAGCUCUGCUGGCCUUCUUGACAGCAUAUGGCCGGCCUGACACUGAACAUCUUGUUGACGUCGAGGAGGGCGCGAGACUGCUGCUGGUGAAUCCACUUGCGUUGCAUGCAUCAACGCCGUCAUUCUCAGCCCAGGGACUAUCACGAACAUUUGCAGCAGCCACGGAGACAGCGCUCAGGACACGCGUUGUGCUCCAGGUCGUCGAGUGUCAGGGAAUGCGCAGAAGUGUGGAAGAAGACUCUGACCAGGACACGGACAUGGCAAACGGGGACGAGCAGCCCAACAUCGCCGAAGAAGAUCCUUGGGAGCAGGAACUGUCGAUCCUGAAUGUCUCGGCACGCAGGUUCGGCUCGGGCACUGCCGACAGGGCGUGGGCUGGGCGAACCGUCAAGGCGAAGAGAGUCGCCGGACGCUGGUUCCACUUCCACAAGCUCGACAGUCACCACGUACGCGAAGCCCCAGGAUGA
This is a messenger RNA of Dothidotthia symphoricarpi CBS 119687, 738 nucleotides long. RefSeq lists its product as uncharacterized. The record is from RefSeq and is a predicted model, not a curated record. The transcript has a single exon. Bases 1 to 738 code for a protein of 245 amino acids. Lineage: Eukaryota; Fungi; Ascomycota; Dothideomycetes; Pleosporales; Dothidotthiaceae.